AUGACUUUGGCGGUCAAGCGCAAGGGAGCAGCGAGUGAAGUAGAAAGAGAUCAGCCAGCGCCCACGGUGAAACGACGAUGCACUCGUAAAACUUGCAAUAGAAACGGCGAUGCACCAAAGCCAUCUUCGAGUACAAGUAUUCCUAGCUCAUUUGUUGGAUGCAACGUUGCGGAGAGCAUAGAGGAAGAAGAAUCACAAACCAGUGCCAUCACAUCGACCGUGAAGCCCGAGGACGGCACCGUUAUACAUCAGGAAGAGGAGUCUAGAAGCCGCAUCACAGGCACAAAGGUAGAACAGCCUGCUAGUCAGCAACGCAUCAAGAGAGAAGGCUCCGAUGCCCAGGACUUGGUCGAGUACCCCGUCGAGCAGCACUCGCGCCGCAGCGCCGCUCCUUCCCCGUUCGCCUCUGCGCACGGCGCCGCCCAGGGCCGGUUCAUUGGCCCCGAAGAACUGCCGUCGGUGGUGCAUGGCGUUUUGAAGUACAGCCCCUGCAACCCGGGCUGCUGCCAUUGCGGCUGGUACAACUUCUACGCCGUCUGCGGGCACCAGUUCAAGAACGAACCCUACAAGUGCGGCGUCCGACAGGGGCGGUCCGGUGCUACCGUGUUUUGCGGCUCCCCGGUGCCCCGGUACCUCGUCCGCGACUACAUUGUCAACAAGCCCUGCGUGGACUGCCUCGAUAACCCGUUCUGA
Messenger RNA from Beauveria bassiana ARSEF 2860, 693 nucleotides. RefSeq lists its product as uncharacterized. The transcript has a single exon. The coding region runs from base 1 to 693 and encodes 230 amino acids. Lineage: Eukaryota; Fungi; Ascomycota; Sordariomycetes; Hypocreales; Cordycipitaceae. The record is from RefSeq and is a predicted model, not a curated record.